Oryza sativa Japonica Group (Japanese rice) is the source of this 1160-nucleotide messenger RNA. The record is from RefSeq and is a predicted model, not a curated record. NCBI's taxonomy places the organism in Eukaryota, Viridiplantae, Streptophyta, Magnoliopsida, Poales, Poaceae.
CCCACAUUAAACAGCCAUUGCACAUUAUAAAUAGCCUGCCCAUAUUGUAAACAAUGAACUAUCCAAAAAUCUAGUUCCAGGGGCAACAAAAUAGCUUCAUCAAUCAGCACAAAAGAAUGUUUCCUGAUAUACGUUUUAUUGUGGGAAUUAUAGGAUCUGUAGCUUGCAUGCUCCUCUACUCAGCACCAAUAUUGACAUUUAAAAGAGUGAUAAAGAAGGCCAGUGUAGAAGAAUUCUCGUGCAUACCAUAUAUCUUAGCUUUGUUCAGCUGCCUCACAUACAGUUGGUAUGGUUUUCCUGUGGUGAGCUAUGGGUGGGAGAACAUGACAGUCUGCAGCAUCAGCUCACUUGGGGUGCUAUUUGAAGGCACAUUCAUCAGCAUAUAUGUAUGGUUUGCUCCAAGAGGAAAAAAAAAGCAAGUCAUGCUGAUGGCAUCUCUGAUUCUAGCAGUCUUUUGCAUGACUGUGUUUUUCUCAAGCUUUUCAAUACACAACCAUCAUAUACGUAAGGUAUUUGUUGGUAGUGUUGGUCUAGUGUCUUCCAUAUCAAUGUACGGCUCUCCGCUGGUAGCUAUGAAACAAGUUAUCAGGACAAAGAGUGUUGAGUUCAUGCCUUUCUAUCUGUCAUUGUUUACCCUCUUCACAAGUUUAACCUGGAUGGCAUAUGGAGUCAUAGGAAGGGAUCCUUUUAUCGCGACCCCAAACUGCAUCGGCAGCAUAAUGGGUAUACUUCAGUUGGUUGUAUACUGCAUUUACAGCAAAUGCAAGGAAGCACCUAAGGUGCUUCACGAUAUUGAACAAGCAAAUGUAGUGAAAAUUCCAACAAGUCAUGUGGACACAAAAGGGCAUAACCCUUAAUCUGAAAAUUGAACUAUAUUAUCUGUUUUGUUUGCAAGAAAUGUCUGUUGUACCCAUAAAUGCUACACAAGGACGAUAUGCUUCACAUUAUGUGAAAGUUUCCAUGCAUUAGAGAUUUUUAAGAUUCUAUAUUUCUAUGGCUUGCCAUUGAGUAAGCCCUCUUCUAUGAUAUGACUAGCAAAAGUUUUAUGACUUACCAAAGCUUGGUUACAUAGAAUAUAUUGUCUCUGAUCAUUCAUGUAUCUGUCUUGUUUCUCCCUAUAUAAAAAAAAGCUUAUUAUUUGAAAGGUUCUACGGAGGUUA